UUUAUAUACAGAGGAGAGUUUAGAUAAAAAUCAUGACCCUUCCUCCUGCAAUAAUGGUAGGCUUUGUCACAUAUUUUCAGCUCCUUAACUUUCUCGUUGUAUCCUUAACCAUAUCAUCAGGAGUUGUAACGGCGUCGCCGCCGCCUGUAAAAGCAGCUUAUUGGCCAUCAUGGUCGAAAAAUUUGCCGCCAUCAGCCAUAGACACGACCUUGUUUACUCAUAUUCUCUAUGCUUUUCUCAUGCCAAGUAACACCUACAAAUUCGAAAUCCCAACCUCAACAACUCUACAGCUCUCGAAUUUCACCACCACCCUCCGCCGCAAGAACCCGUCGCCGAAAACCCUUUACUCCAUUGGCGGCGGAGGCACCGAUUCUCAUCUCUUCGCUCGCAUGGCUUCGGACGCAAAGUCACGUCAAGCUUUCAUAACUUCCUCCAUAGAAACUGCCCGGAGAUUCGGUUUUGACGGAAUGGAUUUGGAUUGGGAGUUCCCUGAAAACCCGAAAGACAUGCAGAACCUGGCCGUUUUGUUUUCUGAAUGGCGACGAGCCAUCGUCCACGAGGCGAAAACAACCCGCCGUGCUCCGCUACUCCUCACGGCGGCGGUUUACUUCUCUGUCGAAUUCUUCCUCGACGAAACCUACAGAAAAUUCCCGGUUUGGUCGAUCAAUCAAAACCUGGAUUGGAUCAACGUAAUGUGUUACGAUUAUCAUGGUAGCUGGGACAGUUCACAAACCGGAGCUCACGCAGCACUUUAUGACCCGAACAGUAAAAUAAGCACAAGCUAUGGUCUCCGGUCAUGGAUCAAAGCAGGUCUGCUUAAGAGCAAGCUGGUCAUGGGGUUGCCACUUUACGGGAAGACAUGGGUGCUGAAGGAUCCGAAUUCUCACGAGAUCGGGUCGGCUGCUGUUUCUGUCGGCCCGGGAGACGAUGGGGUGUUAACGUAUGUGGAGAUUGAGGAGUUCAACGAGAAGAAUGGUGGUAAAGUAGAACACGACAUGGAAACUGUUUCCACAUAUUCUUAUGCUGGUUCGGUCUGGGUCGGGUACGAUGAUGCUAUAUCGACGACGAUGAAGAUCGGCUUCGCUCAGGGACUUGGAAUUCGUGGCUAUUUCUUUUGGGCGCUCGGUUACGAUAGCGACUGGAAAAUCUCUAGACAAGCUUCAAGGGCGUGGAUUCUCGGUGACUGAGUGAAGAAGAUUUCUUGUAUGAGAAACUCUUCGUGCAUCAUCUUUUUAUUUCUAUCUUUGACCUCUAAAUAAUACAAACAAUUGUAAAACAAACAUAUGGAGU
Hibiscus syriacus is the source of this 1290-nucleotide messenger RNA. RefSeq names its product class V chitinase CHIT5b-like. Gene Ontology annotation, molecular function: chitin binding; chitinase activity. The record is from RefSeq and is a predicted model, not a curated record. The transcript is spliced from 2 exons. Lineage: Eukaryota; Viridiplantae; Streptophyta; Magnoliopsida; Malvales; Malvaceae. Gene Ontology annotation, cellular component: extracellular region. Gene Ontology annotation, biological process: chitin catabolic process; carbohydrate metabolic process. The coding region runs from base 33 to 1187 and encodes 384 amino acids.